AUGUCCAUUUUUCAAUCUUUACAACAUUAUUUUAUCUACAAAGUUAUAAUUGUCACUAUCGAUGACGAGGGUGUAAUCAAAGUUUUUCAAUACAAGACAACAAAAAACGAAACGCUGAAAUUAUCUGUCAUUCCCAAUUACUGUGGCAAAUCUAAUAUCAAAGCAAAUGAUAUAUUUUUAAGAAUGAAACCGAAGGAAAUUACUGAACUAAAUGUUGGAUACAUUAUUGAUGAGAUCUUUGUACAAAAUACGAAAAAAGGAUUACAUAUAGAAAUAAUUAACGAAAUAGCUGACAAUUUAAAUCUGAAAUUAAACUACAUACUGUCUGAAAAUGAAAAUGCUGGAUUUUUAUACGAAAAUGGUACCGCCUAUGGUAUGAUAUUAGAAUUAAAAGCUAAAAAAUUCGAUUUUAUAGUAUCACCUUAUAUUCGCUUUUCAUAUGAGUCAUACUAUCUGGAGCCAACAGAAAUGAUAAUAGGAGAUUCAAUAAAAUAUAUUAUAGGUAAAACUAUAAUAACAAACAAUUGGAAAAUGUUUUAUGGUUCAUUUUCUGUUACUGUCUGGAUAUUAUACCUAGUAAUUGCAGUAAUAGCGGGUUUAUUACAUUACUUAAUAAGAAAAUUAACAUUUCAACAUUACAAUUUUUCGAUAAUAAUGAGUAUAGUUCGAAUUAUGCUUGAAGGUCCUGCAUUGAUUAAGUUUAAUUCAUUUUCAUCUAAAGUUUUAUUCAUACAUUUCAUUUUUUACUGCGUGGUAAUAUCUACUAUAUACAAAUCUAAACUGUACUAUUUUAUGAAUACAGAUCAAUCAUAUCAGAGUAUAAAUACUCUGAAUGAUGUAAUGAAAAACGGAAUCAGAAUUUGCCUUGCUAGACAUUCGAUAACUUUCUUAGAAAAAUCAGAACACCCUUUUGCUAAAUAUGUGCUUACUAAUAAUCCACAAAUUGAAGAAGAUUUAAACAUUUGUUGGAAUCAAACAGCAUUUAGAAAAGAUAAAGUUAGUGAGAUCAACACAAUGUUGUUAAAAGUGCUAAUAGAAAGGUUCAUAGACUCUGAAGGCAGAUCAUUGGUGCACAUUUUGAAAAGAGACCAACAACAUUCUUUCUUCUUUAAUAUGUACUUUGCGAAAGGGCAUCCUUUAAUUGAUAUAUUUAACAAGAAAAUAUUGAUUCUAAAACAAAUUGGAUUCAUGAAUAAACUUUAUAAUGGCAUAGAUAGAGCAUAUAAAAAAUCUAAGGCACUAACAGCAAUUAGCAAGUCUCUUCAAGCUAAAAGUUUGACUAUAACUACUUUGAAAUCGACAUUUUGUAUCUACUUUAUUUGUAUAAUUUUAAGCAUAAUUGUAUUUAUUUUAGAAUUCACGCAUAUAAUCUAG
Molecule: messenger RNA, 1374 nt
Organism: Psylliodes chrysocephalus
Lineage: Eukaryota; Metazoa; Arthropoda; Insecta; Coleoptera; Chrysomelidae
Source: the annotation of a GenBank genome assembly